This is a messenger RNA of Nicrophorus vespilloides, 1945 nucleotides long. RefSeq names its product serine/threonine-protein phosphatase PP1-beta catalytic subunit (gene PpD6). Gene Ontology annotation, molecular function: protein serine/threonine phosphatase activity. Bases 70 to 1146 code for a protein of 358 amino acids. The transcript is spliced from 7 exons. The record is from RefSeq and is a predicted model, not a curated record. Gene Ontology annotation, cellular component: cytoplasm; nucleus. Lineage: Eukaryota; Metazoa; Arthropoda; Insecta; Coleoptera; Silphidae.
GCGAUGUUAUGUUUUACUGGCGCAACGUUUGCCAGCCUGCACGUCAAAAAUAAUAAAUCGUGAGAAAAAAUGGCGGAACCUGAAUUGAACGUAGACAGCUUAAUACAACGAUUAUUGGAAGUAUAUAAAGUACAACACGAAUCCCAACAUCAAAUCCCCGACUUUAAGAAGAAAACAAAGUUCAAAGAUAUAUUCUCAUCCGAAUUCAGAGGAUGUCGGCCAGGAAAGUCUGUGCAGAUGACAGAGUCAGAGGUCAGAGGGUUAUGUCUGAAAUCACGUGAAAUUUUCUUACAGCAACCAAUCUUAUUGGAGCUUGAGGCACCGCUAAAGAUUUGUGGUGAUAUCCAUGGCCAAUAUACUGAUCUUCUGCGUUUAUUCGAAUACGGCGGGUUUCCACCGGAAGCGAAUUAUUUAUUCCUCGGUGAUUAUGUAGACCGUGGCAAACAAUCUUUGGAAACCAUUUGUUUGCUGCUUGCUUACAAAAUUAAAUACCCCGAGAAUUUCUUCCUACUGCGUGGAAAUCAUGAAUGCGCUUCGAUAAACAGAAUAUACGGCUUCUACGAUGAAUGUAAAAGACGAUACAAUAUAAAGCUCUGGAAGACCUUCACCGAUUGCUUUAAUUGCUUGCCCAUUGCAGCUAUUAUUGACGAAAAGAUAUUUUGCUGCCACGGAGGUUUGAGCCCUGAUCUACAAGGAAUGGAGCAGAUUCGUCGCAUUAUGAGACCCACAGAUGUUCCUGAUACAGGAUUAUUGUGCGAUUUGUUGUGGUCUGAUCCUGACAAAGAUGUACAAGGAUGGGGUGAAAAUGACCGCGGUGUAUCGUUUACAUUCGGGGCGGACGUUGUGAGCAAGUUCCUGACACGACACGAUCUCGAUUUGAUCUGCCGUGCACAUCAAGUCGUCGAAGAUGGUUACGAAUUUUUCGCCAAGAGGCAGUUGGUUACCCUAUUUUCUGCUCCCAAUUAUUGCGGCGAGUUUGAUAACGCCGGUGGAAUGAUGAGCGUCGAUGAAACACUAAUGUGUUCAUUCCAGAUUUUGAAACCAUCAGAAAAGAAAGCAAAAUACCAAUAUCAAGGUACAAAUUCGGGCCGUCCGGCAACACCACAGCGCACCGCUGCUCCCCCGACUACAACGAAGAAGAAAUAAAUGCAUUUUAUUCGAGAGUGAAAAAAAAAGAAACAGAAAAUAUAUUAUAUAAAAUGCCAUACAAAAGCGCUAUUGGAUUGAUUUAUUACUAUGAUUGUUUUUUUUUCUUAUUAUUAUUCUUUUUUUUUUUCGUACAUGCAUUUUAUUUAGUAACUAUUUGAUUUGUGGUGCAGUCACUUCUGUAAAGUAUUAUAUAUAUUUAAUAGAUUUUUUAAAUAAUUUCUUUUUCAUUUGUGAUUAACUUUAUAAGUUUGACUGAUCUUGUAUGCAAUAUGUUUUCUCUCCGGCACGAUUUUAAUACUUGUGUAGUUUAUUAUUUCCGUUACACAAUCUGUCUUUUUGUUUAUUAUUUUUUUUGUUGUAACUUUUUGACGACCGGGAAAUCAAAAUUAUUUUUAUUGAAACAAAAUGAUAUGUUAUCGUUUCGAAGAACAAUGUAAGAUAUAUUCUUAUUUAUUAAAAGUGAAUGGUGAUUAGCCAAAGAAAUUUCAAACAUCUGACUUUUAACUAAGUAUAACUCUUCAUUGAUAUUUAUUAUAUUUUUCUAGUAUGUGUUCCUUAAAAUACAAUCAAAGGUUUUAACAUUUGUUUAGGAAAAAUGCACAUCUAAGCACGACAUUUUUAACAAAUCAUUAAUGGGAAACAUCAAGUACAUUUUCUUCCUUAAUCUAAUGUGAAAUCUUUGAUGUUCUCUUUGCGAUAUGAAAGCAACGAUAAGACCACUUCUUGUAACUACAUUUAAUAUAAAAUAUUGUCGAUGUAAUUAAUACUAUGGAUAAUUAAAUUGGAAUAGAGAUUA